Molecule: messenger RNA, 1965 nt
Organism: Volvox carteri f. nagariensis
Lineage: Eukaryota; Viridiplantae; Chlorophyta; Chlorophyceae; Chlamydomonadales; Volvocaceae
Exons: 7
Coding region: 196-1965 (589 amino acids)
Biological process (GO): cGMP biosynthetic process; receptor guanylyl cyclase signaling pathway; intracellular signal transduction
Molecular function (GO): peptide receptor activity; guanylate cyclase activity
Source: RefSeq, a predicted model, not a curated record
CUACGGUAUAUGUUUAAAUUUGAAACUGUAGUCAGCCCAACCUUACAGCAACGAUACCGGCAGCGUCGCUGCGCAGCUCCGUUCUCCGUGUAUUUUUCUCCGGGCAGCCUGAGGUGUGGUGCAUCCUAUAUAUACGCUUAAUACGGUACUAGGAGUAGAAAAGCAUCUACGUAGAAACGGGCCCGGAGCCCAGAAAUGGAACGGGUCGCUGACGUCCCAGCACACGGCGAGUGCAAUCGGGACCCUUCUGACUUUGCUCUUACCAAUAAGAAUCUUGUUUGUUGCUACGUGUGCCGCCUAAUCAAGUCGCGCAACCAGCCCAUGGAGUGUACGACAGUUGCGACGAUCGUACAAGCUUCGGCUGCUUCAGUCAUCAACUUCAUGCGAGCGGUGAUAACAUCGCAGAGCCUUGCGGCCUUGACAGCUGCGGCGCCGCCCCUGGUAGCUAGUACGGCAGCGGCAGCGGCGCCAGCAGCGACGGCGGCGCGGAGAGUCCUAAGCGCCAGCGUGACGAGCGUGCGAGCUUCAUGCGGCGGCGGCGGCGGCGGUGGCGGCGGCGGCGGCGGCCUCCGAGGAUUCUCUGCGUCGAGCGGUGCUACGACCAGUUUAGCGACGGCGGGAGAGGAGCUCGCGCAUACCGAGGCGACGGCGGCGGCGGCGGCGCCGUCACCGCUUCUGCCCAGUGCAUCGCCGCCGUACGUUAGCAACUGCUGCUGGCAUGAGGUUCAAGCAAACCUGUUUCUGGAUCCGGUUUCAACGGAAUGGAAUCUGGUGCUCGCGUUCCAUGACGUCACGCCGUACGUGCAGGCUGAGCUGGAGGUUAGACAGGUCUUAGAUGCUGAGCACCGCAUCCUUGAAGAAGUCUUUCCGAGACACGUGCUGGAGGUGAUGACGUCAGACAAGCGCCGUACAUCGGCUUUUGGCGGCGGCGGCGGCGGAUGUCCCUCCCUGGUGCGCACUUCCUCCUUGUCAUCGACUUACACUGUCAGCGGCGGUGCCGCCGCCACCGCCGGCAGGCAGCUGUCGUGUGGCGGACGUGGCGUGGGCCAGCCGGCACCUGCGCUAGCCUGGCGUCGUAUAACCACAGCACCUGCACAGCCCAUGGAGUGUACGACAGUUGCGACGAUCGUACAAGCUUCGGCUGCUUCAGUCAUCAACUUCAUGCGAGCGGUGAUAACAUCGCAGAGCCUUGCGGCCUUGACAGCUGCGGCGCCGUCACCGCCGCCGCUGCUGCUACUGCCGCCGCCGCCGCCGCCGCAUGCGCCCCAGCGCCGCCGGGCCUCUGCGGCGACGCAACGGAGGCGGCCGCCACAGCGGCCCCCGUCGCCACCACCCACCCAUCGCCGCCGCCACCUGUCCGCCCGCUACAGCUCCCCAACGCGCAAUCAGCAUUGGGCUCCCUCCAGCUACAGCCACAGUCACAGCGUCACCUCACCCUCCACGCCCUCGUGUGGUGGUUUCGGAGCCUUGAGCGGCGCACAGCAGUACAUGGCGAGAGCGCAUGAGGAGGUGACGGUGCUGUUCGCAGACAUCGCCUCCUUCACCAGCAUGUGUGGUCAGGUUCCACCCCACCGAGUCAUGGCGUUCCUCAACGACCUCUUCACCACUUUUGACCAGCUGGUGGAGAAGCAUCAAGUUUACAAGGUCGAGACCAUCGGAGUCAACGUUGCCAGCCGAAUGGAGUCCACGGGUGUACCUGGUGCCGUACACAUUUCUGCGGCCACGCGGGCCUUAUUGUGCGCCGCGGCCGACGGGUUUCUUUCCACGGGGGGAAUUCCCGUCGAGGGCAAGGGGUUCAUGCUCACGUACGUGUACGACCCGUGCGGCGUCACUCCGCAGCGCUCUCAAACAGUCUCCCGAACUGGAUCAGCCGUGCCGGGUAUUGGUAGGGAAGGUCCCCAGGUCCCGGGGGGAGAAGCAUCUAGCGGUACACCGACAGAGGCGCCGCCUCCGUUGCCGCAAUAG